AUGUGCGCGUGCAAACACAAAAAGUCUUUCUUCAUCGAUGAUAUACUUGAUAACCCAAAGAAAUCCUAUAGAAACCUAACCAACGAUUCUACAGAAUCAUAUAAAACUAAAAUUGUUGGUCGAAUAGAGAAGGAAAAAGAAGCAAGGUUUAACACAGCAGAAGUAGAUAGAGAGUUAGAACUAUCAAAUGCCAACGUAAAUCUGGAACAAAGAAGGAAUACGUAUCCUUUAUAUCCAACGCCAAUUAAAGCGGGGAUUCCUUGGACACCGUACAGAGUUAAAGCAAAUUAUCCAUUAGAGUCCAGGCAUCCAUUCAGUUACUACAGUGACCCAGUUAUGAAUUCGGAACAAAUUCUACGAAGUCAACUGGCUGUUAGCAGAUUCCCGUCGCAUCCCUACAUCCGACAAACGUACGGAUUUGAUAGAGGUACGAUUUUUUUUAAUUAA
Molecule: messenger RNA, 447 nt
Organism: Parnassius apollo (apollo)
Lineage: Eukaryota; Metazoa; Arthropoda; Insecta; Lepidoptera; Papilionidae
Source: the annotation of a GenBank genome assembly